AUGAUCCAGAACACCUCACUUGUAAAUGGCCAGACCUUGACAUCGACAGGAGACUUGUUCCAACUGGGCUUCUUCAGUCUGGAUAAUAGUAGUUCAGCGAAGGGAUACUUAGGAAUCUGGUACUGCAAUUUCACACUACAAGAAGGCAUUGUAGUAUGGAUUGCCAAUAGAAACAAGUCUGUCAACACAUCCAUGGCAUCCUUCAACCUCACUUCCGAUGGAAAUCUAAUCUUAUUUGAGGAAGACAGAAUAGUUUGGUCGACGGGAACGAGAUCCACAGGACUCAAUUCUGCACACUUGCAGCUUUUAGAAUCUGGAAACCUCGUGCUGAAGGACAGCAACUCGAUUCUAUGGGAGACCUUCGACCACCCAAGCGACAGCGACACGUAUCUCCCUGGCAUGAAGCUCGGAUUUGACUUCCAGACCAACACUUCAUGGCGGCGAGUUUCAUGGAAAAACUCCACGGAUCCUUCUCCGGGAGACUACAUCCAGAUGAUUCGUGCUCUACCUAUACCGGAUUUGGUCACGUUGAAGGGAUCCGCCAAAUACUAUCGCAGCGGCCCAAGGAACGGAUAUGAUGGGUUCGUCGGCCAUCCAUUUAUCACGAGCAGCCAGGAGGCCAACUAUUUUGUCGUCACGUUUCAUCGCCGACGCCGGUGCUGA
Messenger RNA from Zingiber officinale, 663 nucleotides. RefSeq names its product S-locus-specific glycoprotein S13-like. The transcript is spliced from 2 exons. NCBI's taxonomy places the organism in Eukaryota, Viridiplantae, Streptophyta, Magnoliopsida, Zingiberales, Zingiberaceae. The record is from RefSeq and is a predicted model, not a curated record. Bases 1 to 663 code for a protein of 220 amino acids.